Molecule: messenger RNA, 1374 nt
Organism: Rotaria sp. Silwood2
Lineage: Eukaryota; Metazoa; Rotifera; Eurotatoria; Philodinida; Philodinidae
Source: the annotation of a GenBank genome assembly
AUGCCUUUGGCUAUUGAUGUUGGCCAACGUGUACUUGUUUAUAAUCCUUCACAUGGAUGGACAACGGCAUAUUUUGUUCGAGCACAACAAGCAAAUGAUAAUAAACUUCAAAUAUUAACAUGUCGAUUAUCAAAUUGCCAUCAUAAACCAACAUCACAAGAUCAUUAUCGUUAUCCACCAGAACGUGUUGCUUUAAAUGAUAAUAUAAAUGAUAAUGUUAAUGUUGGUACACGUGUACUUUGUAUGCCAAGUGGUGAUGCUGAUACAUCAAGAUAUAUUGAUAAACCAUUACGUGGUAUUAUUGCUGAACAACCAUCUAGUAAUAAUAAUCAACGUUAUUUAAUAUUUGCUGAUAAUGAUGCACCAUUUUAUUUACGUUCAAAUGCAAUACGUUUAUUACUUGAACCAUUGUCAAAUUAUUUAUCGAAAGUUGAUUUAGGUACAAGACAAUAUAUUGAAAAUUAUGUUUUAACAUAUCCAAAACGACGUCUUGUUGAUAUAUCUGUUAAAGAUCAUAUUAAUAUUGAAUUAAAUGGACAAUGGAUUGAUGCAAUUGUAUCAAAAGUUGAUGCUAGUCUUAUGCGUGUAUUUAUGCCGAUAUUAAAUAAACAUGAAUGGCUUUAUCGUGGUUCAUUACGUCUUCAACCAUUAUUUAAUUCAUUAUCAACAUAUGAACCACCAUGUAAACGUUUUGCAUCCGAUAAACAAAUAAUAGUUAAUGAUAAUAAAUGUCAUUUUCUUUUAAUGCCAUUAAAUCAUGGUUGGAAACGUCAAAUACGUAAUGAUCUUGGUACAAUUGUAUAUGCAUCACCAUGUGGACAAAUGUUUACUGAUGGUGAACGUUUACAUACAUAUUUAUAUCAAAUAAAUUCAUCAUUAACAAUUCGACAAUUUACAUUUGAUAUGAAUUGUCGUGUAACACAAAAAUUUCUUUCACCAAAUACAGCAUAUGUUAAUCUUGAAGAUUAUGCACUAGGAAAAGAAAAAGUACCAUUAAUGCUUGUUAAUGAAAUCGAUUCAUCAUUACCGAAACCAUUUGAAUAUAUUGCAGAACGAAUACCAUUAACAUCAGAUAUUAUUAUUGACCAAAAUAAUAUACAUGGUUGUACAUGUACAGAUGGUUGUUUAGAUACAACAAAAUGUGCUUGUUGGCAAAAAACAUAUGAUGCUAUUAUAAAAUCACAUUAUUAUGAAGAUUUAAUUCAUUCAUUGAAAGAAUUAUUUCGACAAUCAAUUGAUGAGGAUGAUGAUAGACAUGAUCAUACCGAUGAUAUGAGAUUAUUUCUUUAUGAUGCAUUAGCCAGAAGAAAUUUUGGUUAUAAACAUGGACGAUUACUUGAAAAAAUUCAUUCAGGUAUGUCGAAAAACAAAUAA